Molecule: messenger RNA, 7726 nt
Organism: Archocentrus centrarchus (flier cichlid)
Lineage: Eukaryota; Metazoa; Chordata; Actinopteri; Cichliformes; Cichlidae
Product: zinc finger protein 646
Exons: 4
Coding region: 108-5048 (1646 amino acids)
Biological process (GO): regulation of transcription by RNA polymerase II
Cellular component (GO): nucleus
Molecular function (GO): RNA polymerase II cis-regulatory region sequence-specific DNA binding; DNA-binding transcription activator activity, RNA polymerase II-specific
Source: RefSeq, a predicted model, not a curated record
CUAAGCCCUACUGUCCCCCCCUCCCCCCCUCCCCCUCCUCAACAUCACUGUUCAUUGCAUUGUGUUGUGAACUGUGAUUCCCUCCAACCGAUUUGCUUUAGAGUACUAUGGCAAUGCAUGAUAUGAGUCGUGCCAAGGGUUUCCCCUGUAAAGAAUGUGAUAUGGUUUGUCCGAGUACUCCAAGUCUUCUAGAGCAUAUGAAAGCACAUUAUCAGCAAGAAGAGACCGGACGUUUUGAGUGUGAACAGUGUGGCAGAAUUUAUAAACACGCAGCUAGUCUAGCCAAUCAUAAAAAAUCUCACGAAGUGGGCUCAUUCCAGUGUCCUGUUUGUACACGUACGCUGCCCAACGCAGUAGCUUUGAAGAACCACCUACGGAUCCAUACUUUGUCCCCUAGUAGUGCACACACAGAGGAAGAGAGCGAAGAAGUGCCAGAAGAAGCGGCCCACGACGAGAGGGACUACGGUCUCACCCAGGACCUCUCGGACGGGUUUGGGCGCUCCCAUUUGAACAAUAGUGGUAUGGGACAUAGUGUCCUGCAAAGCCACGAGACAGACGACCACGGAAAAAAAGGCUCCCCUGAAUCCGACGACGCUUGGGACAGACCUUUCAAGUGUGACCAGUGUGACCGAACCUACCGACACCACGGUAGCCUGGUGAACCACAAGAAGUGUCACCAGCAAGGAACUUUUAAGUGCUCUGUGUGUUUUAAACAAUUUGGCAACCUGGCUGCCUUAAACAGCCACGAGAGAACUCACUCGAAGUUCAAGACCCCUGGGGCCUCAAUGGUGAGCAGCAGCAGUAGCAGCAGCAGCGGCACCCAGUCGUCCCAGAGUGACGACACCACCUCCUGUUUCUGCCACCUGUGCCAGGUAGCACUGCCAAAUAAGGCGGACUUCCAAGAGCACAUCCUGCUGCACAACACAGCUUCGCCCACCCUCAGCCUGUCACGGAGUUUCCCAGGUAUCAUGCCUCACAAUCUGAGUGCUGUUCGAUCCCCGGCAUACACACCAGCCCUGGGAGAUCCUCUGCCUCUGCCACCCCUGCCAACUGAGAAGAGGGGCCCCUAUGACCCUAUAAUGGGUCCUCCAGUCAACAAUCCCAUCUACACAUGUGCAUACUGUGGCGCAGGACACCCAGAUCUGGAGACCUUGAAAGUCCACUAUCUAACCCAUGAUCCCCACCCUCCCUCCCACAGUCAAGAUAGCUCCAUCCUCAACUCAGAGAGUCUUAGUUCUGGAUCCCAGGGCUCUGUGGCAUCACCGUCAGGAGGUCGUGUGCCCCAGGCUAAUUCUCCAGAUGAUGAAGAGCGGCGCUUUAAGUGUGGGGAGUGUGGCAAAAGCUACCGGCAUGCAGGGAGCCUGGUCAACCACAAACGUUGCCACCAGACGGGCCACUACCAGUGCACCAUUUGUUGUAAGCAGUACCCUCACCUAGCAGCAUUACACAGCCACCUACGAAGUCACAAGGGUCGUCCUUCCAAUCAGCCUAUUAACAAUGACAGCAAUGACUGGCUUUCCCCAGAGCCCCUAACUCUGGACUCCCAGCAGAGCUAUGUCCAGGAAGGCAGCGGUGCCACCACUCCAAUCUCCCUGCCAGGAAAUCUCGGCGAUGCUGCCCACUUUGUACCAGAUGGGGGCCACAGCAGCGGGCUGGACUCUCUUGAGUUCCACGAUCGCUUUGAUGGCAGCUCACUCUCUCAGAGUAGCUCUGCUCACCGGCAAGCUGACAGACACGUGUGUGCUGACUGUGGUGAGAUGUAUGGAGAUGUGUCUGGCAUCAAGUCACACAUGUGUCCCCGCCGUGGUCAGCAGCAGCAGGGCAACAUGUCCAAUGGUUUUAUGGGGAGCAUGAACUACCACAGCUCCAGUGGAACCUCACUGCCUGCUGGAAGCUCCAGCAGCCUGAAAGAAGGCAGCAGUCAACGACAGUACCCACAGAGUGGAGGCAAGAGAAUUGGGAGCAAUGACAAAGAUGAUGAUGAUGAUGGAGAAGUGUAUCAGUGCUCAGUGUGUGGCAAUCACUACGCUAGUCUCAGAGCCCUCAGGAGCCACCUGCGUAGCCAUGCCAACAACCCCACAGGGCCAGGACCUUCCAACCUGCAGCAGGACUGGAGGAUGAUCUGCUCGACAUGUGGCCAGACUUUCGCUAGAAAGCAGGACCUUCUGAAUCACCAGUUAAUCCAUGGACCCCAAAGGCCAGAUGGUCAGCAACAGGGUAUUGGAAGUAGUUCAGCCAAUGGCAACGAAAAGAUGGACGGCCGCAACCACAUUUGUGUUGACUGUGGCAUGUUUUUUGCCGACCGCCACCACCUGAUCACCCACCUGUGCCCUGGAAAGAAUCGAGCCAACUCAAUGAACAAGCCAGGCUUAAACGGAGCCAAAGGCAUGUCUGGAGGAGAUGGCGUUGGUGGAGGUGUUGCCGGAAGAAGCUGUGACGUCGGCUCCGAUGGACGUAGACCAAUGGUUGACCAGAGCGACAAGCCCCACAAGUGUGACCAAUGUGGACGAGGAUACAGACACCCGUGCUCGCUCCUUAACCACAAAAAAUCCCACAAGACUGGUGUUUUCCGCUGUCUUGUGUGCCAAAAACGCUACUACAACCUUUUGGCACUCAAGAAUCACCAAAGGACCCACUUUGACCUAAAGAGGCACAAGUGUGAAGAAUGUGGCAAAGCCUUCAAGAUCCAAAAGCAGCUGAUCAACCAUCUCCGUCUCCAUGAAGAACACCGAGCCAAAGGCCUCGUUCGGACUGGCCCAAACGGUUCCCGCUUCCAGCAGCCUGACCCAUCUCAAAUGCAGUCUAUGAGAGGAGAACCAUCGAAGGGCCACGUGAUGGGGGUCAAAUACAGCCACCAAGGGUUCAAAAAACCCUAUUCGUCAGCCGGCACUUCCAGGCCCCAGAAAUUUGAUCCUGCCGAAAGUGCGCGGCGGCCUUUUGCCUGUGAAGAAUGUGGAAAGACCUACCGCCAUGCGGGCAGCCUGGCCAAUCACAAGAACCUUCACAAAAUUGGAGAGUACCACUGCAAUGUUUGCAACUCUACAUACCCCAACAGGCUGGCAAUGAAAAACCACCUUCGUCUGCACUUUGCCCAGAAGAAGCACAACUGCCAAGAGUGCGGGAAGGGCUUCCGCACCCAAAGGCAGCUCGCUACCCACACUACAGCCGGCCUGUGCAAAGGUCCCCAAGGCCCCGGUGCCCAGAUGGAUUUUGAGUGUGAUGGCUGCUGUGAAGGCUUUGCCACGGCUGAUGAGCUUGCAGCUCAUGACUGCCCGGCCCAGCACCUGCCUUCGUCCUCCUCCACUAACACCUCCACCACCAUCAGCACUGAGAAGAGCUCUGUGGACAUGGACUCUGAUGAGAGGCCGUAUGCCUGCGACCUAUGCAGCUGCGCCUACAAACACGCCAGCUCCCUGCUGAACCACAAGCACACCCACAAAACGGGAAACUUCAGGUGCAACUUCUGCGACAAGCCCUACACCAACUACAUGGCGCUACGCAACCACAUGCGCAUCCACACACAGCGGAAGAAGCACAUCUGCCACACAUGUGGGAAAGCCUUCCGACUGGCCAGGUUCCUCCGCAACCACCAGAAAGUGCACGAGGAAGGCGCCACCCCCUUUGGCUGCCCAACCUGUGGGAAGAGUUUCCAGGGGAGGUCCGGUCUGGCCAGGCACCGCUGCGGGGACAACCAGGUAGGCAUGGAAGUCAGGAGGAAGGCCACUGCACCCACGGGAGAGGGCGAAGAGUGUCGGUACACAUGUGAUCAGUGCGGCCGUUCCUACCGCCACGCCAGCUCCCUCCUCAACCACAAGAACACCCACACUGUCGGCAUCUACCACUGCGCCGUGUGCCUCAAGACCUACUCCAACCUCCUUGCCCUGAAGAACCAUCGCCGUAUCCACUCUGAGACGCGGCGCCACCGAUGCCAUGACUGCGGGAAGGCCUUCCGGGUUUCCUCCCAGCUCUACAACCACCGGCGUGUACACCAGAAACAGCGGGAGCUGACCUGUCGGUCCUGCCAGCGAGCCUUUCCCACGCAGGCCAGCUUCAGGCUCCACAUGGAGAUCACUCAUGGCCAGGCGCCGCAACCCCGCCAGCCCAGACCCCAGCAGCCCCGCCCAGGGGGCUCCCAGGAGCUGGGCUGGGGGUCAGGCCUGGACCUCACCCUGAUGCAAGAGCAAGGACUCAAUCCUGGCAGCGUGGCCAAAGCCCGGAGCCAAGGAGGAAACCGUGAGGUCAUCAAAUCCCACGUCUGUGACCAGUGUGGCCGCUCGUACCGCCACGCCAGCUCCCUGCUCAACCACAAGAACAGCCACAAGACCGGGACCUUCUUCUGCAACUCAUGCCAGAAAGAGUUCCCCAACCUCAUGUCCCUCAAGAACCACCGGCGCAUCCACACCGAGCCCAAACGCUACCAGUGCCCCGACUGCGGGAAGUCCUUCAGAGUGUCUACCCAACUCAUCUGCCACCGCCGCAUCCACACCAAGGAGAAGCCGUUCUCCUGCCAGCAGUGCGACAAGCGCUUCUCCUCCAAGUCCAACCUGAGGCACCACAUGAAGGUGCACUGGAGCGGCUCCACGGCGCCUCCUCCCAUGUCCAUGGGCGCGCCCAACUUCCUGGAUCUGAGUCCGGUGGUUUCGAGCAGCAGCUCCAGGAGCUUCGUCUGCGGUCAGUGCGGCCGCUCGUACCGCCACGCGAGCUCCCUGCUCAACCACAAGAACAGCCACAAGACCGGGACCUACUUCUGCAACUCAUGCCAGAAAGAGUUCCCCAACCUCAUGUCCCUCAAGAACCACCGGCGCAUCCACACCGAGCCCAAACGCUACCAGUGCCCUGACUGCGGGAAGUCCUUCAGAGUGUCCACAGCGCUCAUCUGCCACCGCCGCAUCCACACCAAGGAGAAACCGUUCUCCUGCCAGCAGUGCAGCAAGCGCUUCUCCUCCAAGUCCAACCUGAGGCACCACAUGAAGGUGCACUGGAAGACCCCGCCGCUGUCCAGAGGGCGGCCUUCCGCCUUCCUCGCCGUCUCCUCCAGACCUUUCUGAACAUCCAGUCUCAGGAUCUUCCUAUGAGCUCGGGCCAGACCUGCAGGACCAACUUAAAAAAAACCCAGACCACAUCAUCUCCCCCAAAUACCUAACUGUGAAAUUUAACCUCAGCUGAAUCCUUCAGGCUUAAAUCUGAACCAAGAGAUCCAGAUUCAGGAAAAUUUCCCCAAAUUCAAAGUGCUUAGUGUUUGACGUAACAGUUUUAGAUCAUCAAACGUUACCGGCUGUUUUCACUACCAAAGGGUUAAUUAGCAGAUAUCCUGUACCUGCUAGUUGCAGGCUGCUAUCACCUCAUUACUUUAAUGGAGAGGUUGGUGGUCAUUUAUUGGCUGGACUUCACAGGGGUUUCAGUCCCGUGUGAGACUUUUGGUUUUAAUUCAGAUUUUGUCUCGUUUAGGCACCAAAACCACCCGGUUAGGUUGAGGAAGGGAUCGUGGUUUGACAAAACUGACACAGUAUCCUGUAGUGGAUGGACGGUGUGAUUUGCCCAGUCUGAAGCAUAAACACAGGCAAGAUAAUAACCAUUUAAUACUCUGAUAACAUUCCAAGUGGAUGAGUUUCAGCAGUGCCCUGCAGUUUGUGAAGUUCUCAGCCAAGUUAGAGGGCAACGCUUUCGUUUGACCUCUAAAUUUAUUUUGAUUCAGUAGCAAAGUGCAACUUAAGUUAGAGUUCAUUUCUUUAUUCUGAAUUUGAUCCCGCUCUAUAUAAAAUAUGGAUGUAGCCUCAGUGAUGUCAUCCAUUGGUUUCUGGACAUUUUGUAACCUUGGUGAUAGUGUUUCAGUUUUUGGAGGCAGAAGUGACCAUAUUUGGACAAGAGUCAGCUUGGUUAUCACAGACUGUAUGGGAGCAUCACUCAGACAUGUAUACCUGCUAAUCAGUAACAUUCCCAAUAACAACCUGGAGCUCCGCCUUCUUGGACGGUCUGUUAGUCCAGUGAAGCCACAGCAGCCAUAUUAUUGGUCAGAUAAUUGCAUUCAAAAGGCUCGUCCAGAGGUCCAGUUCAGGGACUCCAGUUACCUGAGGUGAAACUAGCAGACGGCUAGCAGCUACAGCCACCUGUGUCACCAUCCACCUGUCAGUCAGAGGCCACGCCCCUAUACAGGUGCUAUUAAAGGGGAAAUUGGGCAUUGAGACCAAAAUAGUUUUUCUAGCAGGCUGUGGUAACAGCCUCUGGUGGACAUUAGAGGAACUGCAGGUCUCCUGUUUUACUCAUCCAACACCCAAAGUGUAAAACAAACUAUUUAGCUGUUUCAUCAUGUUAUAUGAUAGAAUAUUAAUACAUUUUCAGCAACUGUGAUAAAUUGUAUGUAUCCUUGAAAUGAAAUGAAACAAAUUUAAUUGAAAGCGCACGGCAGGAGACUAAGACACUCUCAGUUUCACAGUUUGGUAUUUGGUCAUCUUCUGCUCUCAUACAGCUCAGACAUGCAGUGGUGACCUUUCCAGACUUUUCCUCCACGUGGGAACUCGAGUUUCUCCCCAGUGAUGCUAACGGUGCUCAGAGCUUAGCCUCUGUCAGCAGACUCUCUGAUGGACAGCAUGUUCUGACUCCUCGGCAGCAGAGAACAGGUGGAUUAUGGGUCUUUCUUUCACUUCACUUUCACUUCACAGUUAUUAUUGCAGAGGAUGAAAACUGCAUCAUCUUCCUCUUUUUUCAUCUGUCUUUUUACUGGCUGUUUGUGUCGCUCUGAAGGAUUCUGAAGUCUGACUUGUGGAAGUGGCCUGUGAACUUUGUGGAGGCCUCUGUUCACCUUUCUGGUCACCUGGUCCCAGAAUGAAAAGGAGGCUCAAUCCUGCCACUCGAAAGGAGAAAAUCGAUCUUGUAAUAAUGAUAAUAAUAAUAAUAAUAAUAAUAAUAAUAAUAAUUUGUAUCUUAUAAUGAUGUGAAGUUUUAUAUUUUUUUCUGCAAUUAUAGCAUUGAAUACUUAAAGGUUUAGAUGUUUGUAGAUGAGCACUCAUGUAUAAAUAGUUCUAAUAGGUUGUUAGAUGGUUGCUAUUAGAGAUUUAAUGAAGUCAUACUGUGUGAUAAUCUGGAGUCCUGUGUGACGUUUUAUCAGUUCAUUUAUCUCUUCGUCGUCUGGAUUCUGAGGUUUUGAUCUUUCCAGUGGCAGAACGUUUUCCCUGAGUGACGUCUUUGAGACGCCGCGCCAAUAAAUACGAGGACAUUUCUCGUGUUGUGGGUUUCUUCUGUGGACAAAGCUGGUGUCGGGAGCCACGCAGUUUUGUCUCUGAGGAAAAACACUUAAAAACCAGACUUCAGGCUCAUUAUGAAGCAGCCUGCAGACCAGCAGAGACCAGCAGUUUAGCCCUUGUCUUCAUCACACUGUGUUUGUGUAGUCAAACUGUCUUCAGGCACGUGGAAUCAAGGACUUUGUGCCUGGUGUCUUACAUGUAUAGAUAGUCAAAGGGUUGUGAUCCAAACUAAGAAGAAACUGAAUAGUGAAAGUAAUGACGUAAUAAUUUUGCGUUGUCUGCUACAGACGGCAACUGAUUUCACCUUUUUCACAGAGAGAACCCCCUUUUUUUCAGAGGGAUUCAUCCUGCUCAUCUCCUGUUCUCUGUGCUUAUUACAUCACAUUAGCUUUACUCACAAUUUUUACAUUUUUGCACUCACAGUUGACACUCUGCCUCUUUACAGCUGUCUAGUAACUCGUUAAUGUGUAAUUAAAAGCAUAGUA